AGUCCAGAUAUGGUCACUUCCUGUUCACUGGUUGAUAAAUAAAUGUUCCAUUUCAAACGGGAUGAAAAACAAUAUACAUCUCUCUCCGGUCACACGUUGGUUCACCAGAAAGGGGGCGGAACUUCACCGCUCUACUACAGUUAUAAACAAGCUGGAGGCGAAGAAGUAUGUAAUUAUAUAUCUGAGAGCAACACUUUGAGUAGAUCAGAGUGCAAGCAGGAGGUCCUUCAGAGAGAUCCACACUCGUAUUGUUCUCUUAAAAUGAUCUCACAAACGUUUAAGACAACAAGACCAGCAGCAGCUGUAAUACCUGUUAACUGAAGCUGCUCGUCAGGCUGGUGACGGUGUUCUGCGUCGUUGUUUUCAAAGUCUCUAAAAAACAACCACAGAGUUAUCAAACGUCUUCAAACGUCUCCCUCUUAAAGAGCUCUUCAACAUCGUGGACGCUCGGCGUAAACGCAAAAAAUAUGAAUGUUUUAAAUAAGAAAACUUAACAGUUAAAGCCAUCAGUGUGGAUGAAUGCUUCUCUGAACUAUCCUGAGUCUGUUCACGUUACGGCACCUUCGUACAUUACAACUCUUUUAGACAAAAGUGUGAAAACAAACCAUUUGAAGUACAAUAAAUAUAAAUAUUCAGUAUUCAUUCACAGGAGCAGCUUGUGUUCAUGUGUCUCUGCUGCCACCCAGACUCACUCCUCCUCCUCAUCAUUAUAAAGAUUAUCUACAUGUGUGAACGUGUAGACGUCGACCUGUUCAUCCACUCAUCUUCUGUUCUUAGCAAACACACAGACACACUUUCUGUUAUUUUCUUUGUAUUUCCUCAUGUUUACACUCAAACCAACAUCAUGACACUGUCGCACCUAUUAUUAUUAUUAUUAUGAUUAUGGAUCCUUCUGUCAUGUGUGGUUUGAUGUGUGAACCUAACUAAUGACACUAACAUGUCUCUCCUUACUUUUGUUUUGUAUUUGUAUUGAUCCUCACCUGCUGCUGUCACUUCUUCUCUUCUGCUCCUGUCUGCAUGUUGAUCUUCUCUCUGUUGCAUGUUUUCCAUAUUUUGUUUAUAAUCCAUAUUCAUUCAUUCAUUCUCAUCUGCAUGUCUUCAUUUCUUCACGGCCUGUUUGUGUCUGUCCAUCUCUUUGGUGUCCCCCUUCCCUCCGUCCUGCAACCUUUUCUCACUUCCUUCCCUCUUUUUUUCCCCCCUCCCCAACCUGUCCUGUGUUGCAUCAUGGGACAUGUAGGCUUCUACGGUCUGGAUGAGUCAGACCUGGACAAGGUGUUCCGGCUGCCCACCACCACCUUCAUCGGAGGCUCAGAGAGCGUACUGCCGCUGAAGGAGAUCAUCCGCCGACUGGAGAUGUCCUACUGUCAGCACAUCGGCGUGGAGUUCAUGUUCAUCAACGACUUGGAGCAGUGCCAGUGGAUCAGACAGAAGUUUGAGACUCCAGGAGUGAUGCAGUUCACUCUGGAGGAGAAGAGGACGCUGCUGGCUCGCAUGGUCCGCUCCACCAGGUUUGAGGAGUUCCUGCAGAAGAAGUGGUCUGCAGAGAAACGUUUUGGUCUGGAGGGCUGCGAGUCUCUGAUCCCGGCUCUGAAAACCAUCAUUGAUAAAUCCUCUGAGAACGGGGUGGAGAACGUGAUCAUGGGCAUGCCUCACAGGUAACACACACACCUCUAUAUAUCUAUAUAUAUAUCUACAGUUGUGUGAAAAAGUGUUUGC
This is a messenger RNA of Anarrhichthys ocellatus (wolf-eel), 1716 nucleotides long. Its product is annotated as 2-oxoglutarate dehydrogenase, mitochondrial-like. The record is from RefSeq and is a predicted model, not a curated record. NCBI's taxonomy places the organism in Eukaryota, Metazoa, Chordata, Actinopteri, Perciformes, Anarhichadidae. Gene Ontology annotation, cellular component: oxoglutarate dehydrogenase complex; mitochondrion. The transcript is spliced from 3 exons. Bases 1018 to 1659 code for a protein of 213 amino acids. Gene Ontology annotation, biological process: tricarboxylic acid cycle. Gene Ontology annotation, molecular function: oxoglutarate dehydrogenase (succinyl-transferring) activity; thiamine pyrophosphate binding.